AUGUCGUCGUCUCCUCGUCUCCUCUCCAGGGCGGACGCCGAUUCCAUUCCAUUCUCCCUCUCCGCAGGCGAGAGCCAUGGAACAGACGCUAGUGCACUGCGAGUUCCUGGCCAUGAAGGGCGAAUCGAAGUUCUGCGCCACGUCGCUAGAAUCGAUGUUGGAUUCGGCAACUACCUUGUGGGCAGACUUCCUACAGGAAUGGGUUAUGCUCUAAAGGAUUUAGAAGCCUUUUUUUUGCUUGACAAUUUUCUCUCUGGAGUGAUACCAUACUCCAUCUCAAAUUGUUCAAAACUUACUGUCUUAUCCAUUGCCGGGAACGAAUUCAGUGGCACCUUGCCUACAUUUCUUGGUAAUCUAAGGCGACUUGAACGACUAUAUUUAGGUGCUAACAACUUCACUAACAAUGCUGCAUCACGAGAGUUAAGUAUCAUCAACGCUUUGGCGCGUUGCACUUAUUUAAGAGAAGUGAACUUAGAUGAUAACCCAUUACAUGCUAUCCUUCCUGCAUCAAUUGGGAAUCUUUCUUCCUCUCUUGAUUAUCUCUCUAUAGCAGGUUCUGGGUUAAAGGGCAUCAUUCCAAAUCAACUUGGAAACUUAAGUAACUUGAUUUAUUUGAAUUUGGAAAGCAAUACCUUGACUGGGAUUAUUCCACCAAUGCUAGGUAGGGUGCUUAAGGUUCAAGUGUUGUAUCUUGAUAAUAACAAAUUGAGUGGUCCUAUUCCUCAUACCCUUUGUGAACUCCAGUAUCUGGGUGAGAUAAGUUUAAGCAAUAAUCAACUGUCUGGUGGGGUGUUGAAAUGUUUUGGUAAUAGCACUUCCCUUAGAAAAGUCUACUUGGGUUCAAAUCGUUUGUCUUUUGGAAUUCCUCCAAGUUUGUGUUCUCUUAGGGAUCUGCUGGUACUUGAUUUGAGUUCUAAUUUCUUGGGUGGAUUUAUACCCAUUGAAGUUGCAGGUUUAAGGGCACUCUACUCUCUUGACCUGUCAUACAAUGAGAUCUCAGGAAAUAUCCCGGUCACAAUUGGGCAACUGCAAAAUUUGAAAUCUAUUUCCCUUGCACACAAUAGAUUAGAAGGUUUUAUUCCUGAGCAAAUAAGUCAAAUUGUUUCUUUGGAAUUCUUGGACUUGUCUCUGAACAAACUCUCUGGUUCGAUUCCAAUGUCUUUGGAAAGACUCGCAUACCUCAAAUACUUUAAUGUCUCGUUCAAUAGAUUGAGUGGUGAAAUUCCAUCAAGAGGUUGUUUCGAAAACUUCACAAGUGCAUCAUUUAUGUUUAAUGAGGAGCUUUGUGGAAUUCCUAGAUUUAAUGUCCCAGCCUGCCAUUCUGCCCACCAUUCAAGAAUUAAAACAAGACUUCUUGCUUCCCUUACAUCUUUAGGAGCUGUAGUAAUAAUUACUUUUGUAAUUAUUGCUCUUAUUAUUUCAAGGAAACCAAAGAAAUGUGAAGCCCGAAGUGUGAUGGGUAUCCGCAUUCCAUUACCAGAAGUAAGGGUUUCUUAUUAUGAACUCUCAAGGGCUACUUGUGGAUUUAGCCAAAGUAAUCUCAUAGGUUCGGGGGGUUUUAGUUCCGUGUAUAAAGGGAUUUUGGAAAAUGGAACGUUGGUAGCGGUGAAAGUGUUUAAUCAAUCAGAAAGUGCCCUAAUGAGUUUUGAAGUUGAGUGCGAAAUUCUCAGGAGUUUGCGCCACCGAAAUCUCACCAAAGUGAUUGCUGGUUGCUUUAUUGACAACUUUAAAGCCUUGAUUCUGGAGUACAUGUCGAAUGGAAGUCUUGACCAAUGGUUACAUUCACAAAGUAACAUCUUAGAUAUUGUUCAAAGGUUGAAUAUAAUAAUUGAUGUUGCGUCAGCUUUGGAGUAUCUUCAUCAUUACUACUCAAAACCAGUGGUUCAUUGUGACUUAAAGCCUGCGAAUGUGCUCUUAGACGAAGAAAUGGUUGCCCAUGUAAGCGAUUUUAGUGUGACAAAGUUGUUAACUAAGGAGGAAGCCUUCACACACACAGAAACUCUAGCAACAUUGGGCUAUAUGGCACCAGAAUAUGGAUUGAUGGGAAUGGUAUCUACACAAUGUGACACUUACAGUUUCGGAAUUGUGGUAAUGGAAACAUUUUCGAAAAGAAGACCCACAGAUGAGACUUUCAACGAGGAUAUAAGCUUGAAAAGUUGGAUAAGAGAUUCUGUACCUCAUCAAAUACUUCAAGUUGUAGAUCCCAACUUAAUAAGGGUCGAGGAUACAGACUUCACUGAGAAAUUGCAGUGUGUAUCCUCUAUAUUGGAAUUGGCAUUGCAAUGUGUUAUGGAAUCUCCUGAAAUGCGAUUAAACAUGAAAGAUGUUGUGGCAAGGUUGAAUAGAAUAAAAGUUCAGUUUCUUAAAGGUGGUGGUGGUGGUGUUGUGACCUCAAAGAUGGUGGAGCUAAAAGUCAGAGGAUGUCAACUCAUACAGAAGAUAGAUCAAAUAUAG
Messenger RNA from Ipomoea nil (Japanese morning glory), 2454 nucleotides. Its product is annotated as receptor kinase-like protein Xa21. Gene Ontology annotation, molecular function: protein binding; ATP binding; protein kinase activity. Bases 1 to 2454 code for a protein of 817 amino acids. Lineage: Eukaryota; Viridiplantae; Streptophyta; Magnoliopsida; Solanales; Convolvulaceae. The record is from RefSeq and is a predicted model, not a curated record. The transcript has 4 exons. Gene Ontology annotation, biological process: protein phosphorylation.